Molecule: messenger RNA, 435 nt
Organism: Microthlaspi erraticum
Lineage: Eukaryota; Viridiplantae; Streptophyta; Magnoliopsida; Brassicales; Brassicaceae
Source: the annotation of a GenBank genome assembly
AUGGACAAGAAAAAGUCAGUAUCUAGUUCCUCUUCUUCAUCUUUCGAUCAUAUUUUUGGUCCAAGAGUCUCCUCUCCGUCCUCUUCAUCAACAACAGGAUUGUUCCAAUCCAUUUUCCCACCACCCUCAAUGGGGACCCAAGCGGACUUGGCAAAUCGACAUGCAGCUACCAGAUAUCAACCUCCAAAUUCGGGAAUUCCAAAUAAAAGAGGAGAAAGGAGCAAGAAUAAGGAGAGAAAGAAUUACAAAAGUGAAGAAACACAACCACCAUGCAACUGGAGCUCAUCCAUUUACUAUGGAGGCCAAGAGAGCUAUUCCUCUUCAACACCAUCACGAUCAACAACCAAACCAGAUGCUUAUAAGAAAGAUGGUGAAGAAGGCGAUUCCGACAGUGCUUCAAGAGGAAAUUGGUGGGAAGGAUCGCUUUAUUACUAA